Molecule: messenger RNA, 1023 nt
Organism: Plasmodium gonderi
Lineage: Eukaryota; Apicomplexa; Aconoidasida; Haemosporida; Plasmodiidae
Product: Phist protein
Exons: 2
Coding region: 1-1023 (340 amino acids)
Source: RefSeq, a predicted model, not a curated record
AUGACACAACACAAUAGGAAGGCAGUUAUCUCAAUAAAAGGAAAAUAUGUAUCAUCAAAUAAAAACAGGAAAAGGAAAGAAUCGAUGAUAAUUUCAUUUAAUAGUGAGGAAUGGAAGUGUAGGAAGAUUGGUAUGUGUGUUAAUUUUUCAUUUCUAGCUAUUUUCAAUAUUGUGUUGCUAACUUUGAUGGUCUUCUUUGUGCAACAGGAAAAAAUAUUAAAUGAAGAAUCUCUUAGAAGUAUACAAGAAAGAUGUCAAAAGUAUGAGUCGAGACAAUUAGCAGAAUUAGAAUCUAGAAGAAUGAAAAAUGAGGAAGGUGAUGAUGAUGGAGAUGAUGAAAAUGAUGAAGAUGAAGAACAAGCUUGUUGUAGUGGUGGCACUAGCAGUAAAAGAAGAAGGAAAUAUAAGAAUAUCGAUGUAAGUAUGAAAGAACCUUAUAGAUUAAAUAAUGGACAAGCAGAGAAUUACGGUAUUUUUAAACCAAUUGAUUAUGUUAAGAAUGAUACAGAACCACGAUAUGAACUACCUGACUAUGAUACAAUUAAAGAAAGAGAAAGAAAACAAAAAGAAGAAUUUAAUAGUGUUCCAUAUGAAGUAAAUGAUCAUGAUUUUUUGCGAAAUGUAUCUGAAGAUAGUGUUAAUGAAAGAAUAGAAAGACUAGGAGAAAAUGUAGAUGUAAAGGAAAUGUUUGUUAUAUGGAAUUAUGUAAACGGUUUUGAAAGAAUUAAAUAUAUUAACAUGCAGAAAAAUAUAAUUGAAUACUGUGAAAAUCUCACUUAUACUUAUAAUGUACCCAGAAAAAAAAAAACAGAACAGUGGAUUAAGGUUUACCACUACAUGAAAGAUCACUUAUUCUAUAAGGAGAGGAGUCUACAUAAAAAGUUAUACAAUUUUCUAGAGCACGGAGCAUGUCCCAAGAAAUUGUUUAUCGAAUUUAUUAAUCAGACUAAAAAUUCGUGGAGAAAUUUUAGGAGAGACGUGAACAGCGUCUGCAUGAAUAUGUUGAAUUCAAACUUAACUUGA